GGCCUAUUCAGAAACUUUGAUGAUGCCUUCUUGCCAGUUCUGAAGCCCCACUUGGAACAUCUGGUUGCAGACUCUCAUGAAAGUACCCAACGAUGUGUAGCUGAAAUUAUAGCUGGCCUGAUAAGAGGCUCUAAACACUGGACAUUUGAAAAGGUAGAGAAACUUUGGAAGCUUUUGUGUCCACUACUUCGAACAGCUUUAUCCAAUAUUACCGUGGAAACAUAUAACGAUUGGGGAACAUGUAUAGCAACUUCCUGUGAGAGCAGAGAUCCUCGGAAACUGCACUGGUUAUUUGAGCUGUUGUUGGAGUCUCCUUUGAGUGGUGAAGGAGGAUCAUUUGUAGAUGCAUGCCGACUCUACGUACUGCAAGGUGGCCUUGCACAGCAAGAAUGGAGAGUACCAGAGCUGCUGCACAGGUUACUAAAGUACUUGGAACCUAAACUCACCCAGGUUUACAAAAAUGUCAGAGAAAGAAUAGGAAGUGUUUUGACCUACAUAUUCAUGAUAGAUGUUUCCUUGCCAAAUACUGCUUCAACAAAGUCUCCUCAUGUCCAUGAGUUCACUACACGAAUACUUGAAAAACUCAAACCUCUUAUGGAAGUGGAUGAAGAAAUUCAGAACCACAUUAUGGAAGAGAAUGGAGUUGGUGAACAAGAUGAGCGAACUCAGGGCAUUAAACUCUUGAAAACCAUCCUGAAAUGGUUGAUGGCAAGUGCAGGUCGGUCCUUCUCCACAGCUGUCACAGAACAACUCCAACUCUUACCUUUGUUUUUCAAGAUUGCACCAGUAGAAAAUGACAAUAAUUAUGAUGAACUCAAAAGAGAUGCUAAGAUGUGUUUAUCACUAAUGUCUCAGGGAUUGCUAUAUCCUCAACAAGUGCCUUUGGUACUCCAGGUGCUAAAACAAACAGCAAGAAGCAGUUCUUGGCAUGCGAAAUACACAAUACUGACCUACCUCCAAACUAUGGUAUUUUAUAAUCUCUUUAUCAUCCUCAACAAUGAAGAAGCAGUGAAUGACAUAAGGUGGUUGGUUAUAAAGCUUUUGGAAGAUGAACAGCUUGAGGUGAGAGAAAUGGCUGCUACCACACUGAGUGGUCUGCUACAGUGCAACUUCCUCACUAUGGAUAGCCCUGUGCAGGCUCACUUUGAACAGCUCUGCAAGACAAGACUACCAAAAAAGAGAAAGCGAGACCUUGGCACAGUGGUGGAUACCAUUCCUUCUGCAGACUUGGUUAAGCGCCAUGCUGGUGUGCUUGGACUUAGUGCCUGUAUUUUGUCAAGCCCUUAUGAUGUGCCCACUUGGAUGCCCCAGCUUCUGAUGGACCUCAGUGCUCACCUUAACGAUCCCCAGCCUAUUGAGAUGACAGUAAAGAAAACACUGUCCAAUUUCCGGAGAACACACCAUGACAACUGGCAGGAGCACAAACAGCAGUUCACUGAUGACCAGCUGCUUGUCCUUACAGACCUCUUAGUAUCACCAUGCUAUUAUGCUUAAAUAGGUUCUUCUUGGAAAUCAUGAGGACCUAGAAACAUUUCUGCAAAAAUAAAGGAAACUCAAAACUAAUUUAUUGUGUAUGGAACUUUUAGUCUUGGAAAUCGUGAUGCCUAAUCAAAACCAUUUUUUAAAUACAAAUAUUAGGUUCUAACGGAGCUCUAUUCAUCACAAAUUACAACUUCACAGGGAGUAACUAUGGGAACCCUGCAUUCUUCCGUUACUGCAUCUGCGGGGCCAGAUCAUUACUUGUUUCAAAGUGUAAUGUCAUGGGCCUGCAUUAUACAACCUUACCACCUUCACUCUCUGCUCACUGGCUUACACCACCCAUCUCUUCCCUCCUUUUUCUUUCUUAUUCCGUGUGCCCAGUCAUUUUUACAUCAGUGGAUUUGCAGAGCACACAACUGCAAGUCUGAACAUUCUAAGGGAAGUGCUCCAGUUUUGGUUGACAUUUUUUAUCUGAUCAACCUGCAGGAGCUGGUACCUAUGAACCUCAAACCCACCUACUCCCAUAACAAGAGGCCAGGAACCUAUUUUUCUCAAAGGACUUUUUUUCACUGCUUGCUUUCAAGUACCCAUUAGGUGACAAAGUCUGUACCAUUUAAUCCAGCUGAGUGUUGGACUACCCUUUUAAAUCUUACCUUCUAUGGAAAUGUAAAUAUCCAUUCUGUCCUCUGUAGCUGAGAUCAGUAGUAUGGAAAGUGGGGCAAUUUCCAUGAUCUGGCCAACUUUUAGCAGGUAAACUGACCAGAUGCACAACUUAAACCCAUGACCAUCUGCAGCUUCCUACGGGUGGAAGGCGGUGGAUCUUUUCAGAUGAAUAGAGCCCAUAGAUAUGAAUUUUUUGCUAUCAAGCAAUGUUUUAAUUCAGAGACUGAAGAGUAUGUACAGUGUGUAAAAGCACUGAAUUUUUUUAACAGAAUAUUCUCAUUAAAAAGACUAUUAGUCGCUAUUUGGAGAAGCAUACCUUGCAUAAAUGGAAGACUGCUGAGAUUGUGAAAGUUCUGGUUUUGGUUUUGGUUUUUUGCCUGCAACUUUGUUCAGAGACUGAUAUCUAUUGGCUAUUUAACGACAUGUUUAAUAUGUGUUACAUAGAUGUAAAAGACUGUAUAAAUUGUAGAGGCAUUGCUUUGGGAAGACAUUGUACAGUUUGCAACCUUUUACAUAACAUCAUUGUGAGAUUAAUUUGUAAAAAUUCACACUUCAGUGUUAAUACUAUAGUGCUUCUGGCUUUUGUAUCAAAUCAAAUGCCAUUACUAUUUUUUAAAUUAUUUUCUUUAGCAAAAUAUUGUUCCUUGUUUAAAAGGCAGAAAUUUUAUUUUGUUUUAGUUUUCAUUUAUCUCAUGACUACAUCUGAAGAGGAUUUUAAUGCAGCAUUUGUGGCCAUCUCUAAGUGCUAACAUCACAUGUUUUGAUGUGAUAAGAUUACAGAAUGCAAAGUACCUCCUGCAGUGAAAUAGUUCACAAGUUGAUGUGUUUCAUCUUUUACACAACCUGUACAGUCUUCCUUACAGGAGCACUACAAUACAUUUUGAAAUAUCUACCUGCUGAUUGAGUGACUCAAUACAAUUUUAAAGCACAGCAGUGUUCCUAGUACAGUAUUUACUAAGUGUCAGCACACAGAUGUAACCACUGUAUAGCGUAGUGCCAAAAUUAUUUCAAUUGUGUACGUAGUUUAAAACCCAAUAAAUGGAUUGUUUGUAACAUC
Chelonoidis abingdonii (Abingdon island giant tortoise) is the source of this 3199-nucleotide messenger RNA. The record is from RefSeq and is a predicted model, not a curated record. Lineage: Eukaryota; Metazoa; Chordata; Testudines; Testudinidae.